Angiostrongylus costaricensis is the source of this 372-nucleotide messenger RNA. The record is from the annotation of a GenBank genome assembly. Lineage: Eukaryota; Metazoa; Nematoda; Chromadorea; Rhabditida; Metastrongylidae.
AUGCCACCAAAGCCGUCAGCCAAAGGAGCGAAGAAGGCCGCUAAGAGCCAAAAGGCCAGUCGUGCUGGAGACAAGAAGAAGAAGCAUCGUCGGAAGGAGAGUUAUUCCGUUUACAUUUACCGUGUACUCAAGCAGGUUCAUCCCGACACCGGAGUUUCGUCGAAGGCGAUGUCCAUCAUGAACUCAUUUGUGAACGACGUGUUCGAACGUAUUGCUGCUGAGGCUUCGCGUCUUGCACACUACAACAAGCGAUCAACCAUCUCCUCCCGCGAAAUCCAGACCGCUGUCCGAUUGAUCCUCCCAGGAGAGCUUGCCAAGCAUGCUGUCUCCGAGGGUACAAAGGCCGUCACCAAGUACACCUCGAGUAAGUAA